Molecule: messenger RNA, 1374 nt
Organism: Exaiptasia diaphana
Lineage: Eukaryota; Metazoa; Cnidaria; Anthozoa; Actiniaria; Aiptasiidae
Product: oxidoreductase NAD-binding domain-containing protein 1
Exons: 7
Coding region: 169-1032 (287 amino acids)
Cellular component (GO): mitochondrion
Molecular function (GO): oxidoreductase activity
Source: RefSeq, a predicted model, not a curated record
UUCUAUUUGGACUUCUGCAAGCUUUGUGCACCAAAAGGACAGUAGCCUCGAGCUAAUGCUCUCCCCAGGCUCUCUGUGAUUGACGAGGAAUGCCUAGUUGAAAUGGUUUUCUGGUCUUUAUCAAUCGUUGACUUUUGAAGGCUAUUUUAAAGUAUAAUUCUGAAAAUAAUGCUUUUAAGAUGUCAUAGAAUCAACACAAUAAGAUUUUCAAGGCUUUGUGGACUAAGAUCCUUUUUGAAUAUAUGUAAAGUUUCUAUGUCUUCCCACAUCGAAAGAACUGAAUCAUCCUUCAGAAAUGAGGGCAUAUAUUUAGCUAAAGUAAUAAAAUUAAAUAACUUGUCAAGCACAGUGAAGAGUUUGGACCUUCAAGUGGCUGAUGGCUCCUUUGGCUUUAAACCAGGACAAUGGGUGGAUUUUAUUAUUCCUGGUUUAUCUGUUGUUGGAGGUUUUUCUAUUUGCUCAAGCCCAGAGGAACUUUUAAAAACUAGCAAUAUUCAACUUGCAGUGAAGUAUAGUGACCAUCCUCCUGCAAAGUGGGUGCAUACAAAGUGUAAAGUUGGUGAUAAAGUUCAACUGAGAGUUGGUGGGGAUUUCCAUCUUACCCUUCCACAAAGUAGUGUUGUCAAACCAAGUUUACUGUUCAUUGCUGGGGGUGUUGGGAUAAACCCUUUAUUGUCCAUGUUGAAGUUUUCUGCUGAACAUUCAUCAUUCUAUGGCAAUACAGCCCUUCUGUUUAGUGCAGGAUUGGAGGAUGAACUUCUUUUUAAGAGUGAAAUUAUUAGUAUUUGCAAAGAACACCGUCAUUUCAAGUGCAGUUUCUUUGUCAGUAAAGAGCGCAAAGAUGUGUUUGACCAGUGGACUAAAGGUGGACGAAUAACCAAAGAAACAAUUAAAACUACUAUUGCAAGUUUGGAUGUCAACAAUCUUCAGGUGUACAUUUGUGGACCACAGUCAAUGAUUUCUUUUGUUUCUGACAGCAUUCUUGCUCUUGGAAUUAGCAAUAACAGAAUUCACUUUGAGAAAUGGUGGUAAUCCAAGUUGACUGCAAUGUACUUUUAGUUAUGAAAAAAAAACAUUCUCAGCAAAAUGACAUUUAACAAAAUUCACUGAGUGUGUAUUUGAUAUAAUUAAUAUUGAACUUCAACAUGGCUAUUAUUAGCAGGAAAACAUGAUUGACCUGGUAUAUUAAGACAACAACAAUAUUGGAUUGGGGUUGUAAGAGACAUUUUUUGUUUUAAUAUUGAAAUUAUUUAUUGACAAUUGUUGAUCUGCAAUUAACCAAUUGCACAAACUUCUUUACUGGUGAGUAGCAGUGGUAAUACAUUUUAUUUAUAAUUUUGUCAAUUUUUUUAUAAUUAUCAAUUUUUUUCUGAA